AUGAAUUUCCUGGACGAAGCUAAUUCCAGGAAGCCCCGGCCCUCUUCCGCGCCCAAAGAGGCAGCUUUCGCCGUACACUGCCAGAUGAAGCAGACGAAGCACUCGACACUAAAACUGCCGGACGCACGUCCCGGGGAGCCGGUUGAGCAUGGAAGGUUGUUCCCCGAGAGCGAAUCAGAGGUUACCAUUGCUCUCCCGCUACCCAAGCGUCGCUCCUUCUUGCUGAAAAUGCUAUCCUACGACGCCGCAAUUACAAUUGCCGCCAAAGGGCAAGACACUACCUCGCCUGCGCCACUGACGACUUCAUUACCACCGAGCAUCACCGGUUCCGCUACUCAAUCAAGCGCCUCUCAUAUGGGCUCCGUCGCUUCUGCCGCGGGCCAGGGCCAGCCAGCCCAACAUAAUCAUAUUUGGCUUGUCACAGGUCCCGCUGGAUGUGGCAAGACUACCAUUGCGGAACACAUUGCGGAUGCCAACGGGUUGCCCUACAUUGAAGGCGAUUCCUACCAUACGGCGGCCAAUGUGGAAAAGAUGAGAACAGGCGUACCGUUGACGGACGCAGACAGAUGGGACUGGCUCACGCAGCUGCGCGAUGAGUCGAUGCGCCGGCUCGCCGACGGAGCGCGCGGCGUCGUUGUGACAUGCUCCGCACUGAAGCGCAAGUACAGAGACGUGAUCCGCGUCGCGGCGUACUAUAACAGCAACAUUUUGAUUCACUUCAUAUAUCUGGAUGCACCGGAGCAAGUGCUUCUGCAACGAGUCUCUGCGCGCCAGGGCCACUACAUGGGGGCUAGCAUGGUCCAAAGCCAGUUUGACAUCUUGGAGCGGCCGGCCGAGGACGAGAAGGAUGUCUUCAGCAUUGAUGUCAGCCGAUCGAUUGAGGAAGUCAAGCAAGAUGCGCUGGCUCAAGUUCAUGAGGUGAUGGACGCAGAGAGCGCCUGA
This is a messenger RNA of Cordyceps militaris CM01, 942 nucleotides long. Its product is annotated as glucokinase. The transcript is spliced from 3 exons. Gene Ontology annotation, cellular component: cytoplasm. NCBI's taxonomy places the organism in Eukaryota, Fungi, Ascomycota, Sordariomycetes, Hypocreales, Cordycipitaceae. Gene Ontology annotation, molecular function: gluconokinase activity. The record is from RefSeq and is a predicted model, not a curated record. The coding region runs from base 1 to 942 and encodes 313 amino acids.